UUAUGCUCUGCUCGAGAUGGUGAGCAAGAGGCAGAGGCUUGCAAAGAAGCGCUUUCAUGGCGAUUCCGAUGAAGCCCAAGUUUCAGAGGAGGAACCCAAGAAGGUGGUGCCAGUCGCAGCAACGUCCAAACAGCAGCUCAAGAAGAAACCAAAGAAGUUGAAGACGCAUCCUCUUCGAGUUCCUGGAAUGAAGCCUGGGGAAGGAUGUUACAUUUGCAAGGGAAAGGACCACAUUGCGAAGACGUGUCCGAAGAAAACAGAGUCUGAAAGCAAGAAGGUGUGUCUUCUAUGCCGAGAGCGUGGGCACACUCUCAAGCAUUGCCCAGCUGGAGAUGUCAAGGACAAGGAAGCUAAGUUUUGCUAUAACUGUGGUGAAACAGGACACAGAUUAGCUCAUUGUUCGCAACCUCUCAAGGAAGGGGGUACUUCGUUCGCAGAUUGUUUCCUCUGCAAGAAGAAGGGUCACAUAAGCAAGAAUUGUCCAAGCAACACUCGUGGAAUCUAUCCAAAGGGUGGAUGCUGCAAGUUAUGCGGCGAGGUCACUCAUCUAGCCAGGGAUUGCCCGACGAAAACCAAGGCACAGAAGCCUAGAUUAAAAAUAAGCAAGGAUGUGGCCCAAAGCGGCGAGAAGCGUAUUGUUUUUAAAAGCGGCGAUGAUCUCGAGGACGACUUUGGAGAACUAGAAGCAUAGUCGCCCUCAACUGCACACACAUGUGAACGUGAAAAAGCAGCACCCUCGAAUGGAGGUUCGAUUUUCGAGAGGGUUCUCCUGUUCCAUGAAGCGAGCAGCGUGUCCCUUCUUCAUGCCGUACCGGGUGCUCAAGACGAACGAGCUGCCCCUGCGGAGAUCGGCCAAAGUCUUUCCAGUUGCCUCCAAGGCGUCUGCGUACUGGAAAAGCCCGCGAUCAUCUAAGAAAGCUCUCAGCUCCAAGGCAUUCUGCAACGACAUCGUGAAUUGGGUAGGCCAAGUUGAUGCUUUGUACUUACUUGCUGCUGUUUAGUGAGACCGAGAGAUUUCAUAUCGUUCUUGGUCAUGGACUUGAGCGAGUGGACGUCGUCGUAGCCAUUUGUGGUGAAGACCUUACUGCUUCCCGCGAGAACACCGUUGCCAAGUGUUUCAUACUCUUCAAAGUCGCUUGUAGUGCUUAGCUCACCUUGAGAUUUCUUAAAGGUAUUUGCGAGAACGAUUCUAAGCAGCUGUAUCGGGAUGAUCUCAGCUGCAAACAGGUAACAUUAAUAUUGUUGUCAACCUUGGACUUACUUGCUCGUUAUCCCUCUUGAUCCUCGAUUUGAGAGAUUGGAUGUCUUCGUAGCCUUCUCAAAAUCCUUCACUUUGGAAUGCAAGUAAGCCGAAUAAACUCGUUCCUUUUUUAUUUUAAACAGGCCAAGGUGAAAGCUAGUGACAGGAUUUUCCACAGAGUGGCACAAACUUGGUUACAUUGACGCAGCCCUUCUGGAGCUCUUGGCUGCACAGGCAUGGCAGAGGAAAUCGCAAGAGGCUCGAGCAGCACUCGUUCAACACGCCGCUCCUCAAGCUCCCGAAAACCUCUCGCUGGUUUUGGGACGAAAGCGAGCGCAGUGCCUUGACAAUCCUCUUGGAGCAUCCAGAAGCCUCGGCCGAGACACUCUUACCAUCACACAUUGUGGAGCGAUCAUCACGGGCAUACCCAUAGCUUACCAGCGCCGCAGCCACCACCACCACCACCACCACCGUCCUCAACAUCAUCAUCAUUAUCUCUCUCUCUCUCUCUCUCUCUCUUACUCACUCAGUUUGAGCAUCCACAUUUUUUUCUUCCUUUCCUAUUGUUCCUGCCAGAACACUUGGCGCGCACUCUCUGAGCAUUCACAUUUUUUCUUCCUUUUCUAUUGUUCCACCCAGGAAUUGGCGAACACUUGGAGCGCUCUGCGUGACACAUGUCCGAGAAGAGAGAUAAGCUUCUCCCCUCUUUUCUCAUUUCUUCUUUCACUUGUUGGCAUCGCAUCGCAGUGCCUAGAGUUUGGAGAUGAAGAGUGUGUUCUCCAUCCUUCUCGUCUUAGGCUUGACUGUUCUCCUUGCGGAUGCGCAAGGGAGGGACUGCAACAAGGCGGAGAUCGUCGACCUGGCAACACGGUGCUCCAAUGGCUUACUUGGCGCGCUCGAGCCGCUACCACGCGUGAUUGGUCCGACCACUGAUCUGUGGCCCGCAUUCCAGUUGGUUGGCCGCCUCCUCCAGAGCUGCUGUGGCACUUUAGUGGUGAGUUACAACACGAGCUGCUUGUGUUCUCCUAGCGUCUCUUCCGGCAAUCGCUGCGUGGAUGUGAAGAGCUGGGUAAAUCUGUGUGGGAGAGAGUGUUAGUUAGCUUGGAGCUAUGGUGUGACUCCAUUGCAAGAAAAAUAAUUUUAAGAAAACAUACACACUCAUAUGGAA
Messenger RNA from Selaginella moellendorffii, 2408 nucleotides. RefSeq names its product cold shock protein 1-like. The record is from RefSeq and is a predicted model, not a curated record. The transcript has 7 exons. Gene Ontology annotation, molecular function: nucleic acid binding; zinc ion binding. Bases 17 to 691 code for a protein of 224 amino acids. NCBI's taxonomy places the organism in Eukaryota, Viridiplantae, Streptophyta, Lycopodiopsida, Selaginellales, Selaginellaceae.